Molecule: messenger RNA, 657 nt
Organism: Plasmodium berghei ANKA
Lineage: Eukaryota; Apicomplexa; Aconoidasida; Haemosporida; Plasmodiidae
Product: conserved Plasmodium protein, unknown function
Exons: 1
Coding region: 1-657 (218 amino acids)
Source: RefSeq, a predicted model, not a curated record
AUGAAUUUGCUUCUUUAUUUUUUAUUUUUGUAUGCAACAUUUUGGAUGGGAAGCUUAGGAAAAGUAUUUAGUGAUAUGUCAAUAAAACCAAUGCACUUAAGGAAAAUAAAAAGUAAGAAUGAUAUACAUGAAGAUAACUAUUAUGCUAUAGAUGAUGUAUAUUAUGUGGAGGAUACAAUGUCCAAACUAGAAAGCGAUAUAAACAAUAGAAAUAAAGAAGAUAAUAUAAUUGAUCACAAUGAUCGUGUAAAAAUAAAUAAUUUGAGCAAAUUGAAUAAUACAAAUAUCUUUAAAAGUAUGAACAAAUUAUUAUAUGAAAGUAAACCUAAUGAUAAAUCUUUAAAUAAACAGAUAACAAAAAUUUUAAACAUCAUUUUAAACACACCAAAAAAUGAAACGAUAAAUAUAAAGGAUAUUAAUUCUUUGCUCAAAAAAUGGAAGGAUAUCAAUAAAAUAAAGCAAAAUAGAAGCAAGUUAAAUAAUAAUGAGAAGAAGAAUUUAAUAAAUUUACAUAAUUUUAAUAAAAAUACCAAAGUAAGUGACAAAUUUAAUACUUUUGAUGAAUUAGAAGAAUUAAGUAACAAAGAUAAUAUAAACGAAGAUAUCCCAAAAAGUGAUUUUAUAAAUAUUCAUUAUUUAUUAGAAUUAACACAUUGA